AUGCUAACGGUGUGUGCAAUAGCNGUACUCGAGAAGCUCGGCAUCGAAGUCAAGGUCAACUCUCCUUUUGUCGGCGAGAACCUCCAGGACCAGACCACUGUCGACACGGAUUACAAGGCAACGGCCAACUUCACUGGCGCUGGUGGCUUCAUCGGAUACUUCAAUGCCACUGACGUUUGGNNGGGAAACAACACUGCUGCAUUCAGCAAGACCGUCAAGGCAUCUCUCGAGCAAUACGCAAAUAAGACUGUGCGGGCCACUGGUGGUAUCACUGACCGCGAGACUCUCCUGAAGUUGUUCAAGAUCCAGCACGAGCUCAUCUUCGAAGAUGAGGUCGUUAUCUCGGAGGUCGUUGUCAACGCACCUUCGUCCGGCAGCGGCCUCAUCGAGUACUGGGGUCUUAUGCCUUUCUCUCGCGGUGGAGUGCACAUCAGAAGCGCCAACGCCUCUGCUCCUGCCGCCAUCAACCCCAACUACUUCAUGCUGGACUAUGACAUCAAGCAGCAGAUCGGCACCGCAAGAACUGCAAGAAAUGUUGCCAUGACUGCUCCUUUGAGUGAUAUUCUCACUUCCGAGACCACACCCGGCUUCGAUGUAGUCCCUCUGAACGCUACUGAUGCUGUUUGGGGUGACUGGCUGAAGUCGGUGUACCGCUCCAACUACCACUACAUUUCCACUGCUGCCAUGAUGUGCAAGGAGCUGGGUGGUGUAGUCGAUGACAACCAUCUCGUUUACGGCACGGCCAAUGUCCGUGUGGUUGACGCUUCAGUAAUUCCUUUUCAAGUGUCGGGUCAUCUGGCUUCAACUCUGUACGCUCUUGCUGAGAGAGCUGCUGAUGUCAUCAAGGCCAAUCACCUAUAA
This is a messenger RNA of Aureobasidium vineae, 861 nucleotides long. NCBI's taxonomy places the organism in Eukaryota, Fungi, Ascomycota, Dothideomycetes, Dothideales, Saccotheciaceae. The record is from the annotation of a GenBank genome assembly.